Phaedon cochleariae (mustard beetle) is the source of this 969-nucleotide messenger RNA. NCBI's taxonomy places the organism in Eukaryota, Metazoa, Arthropoda, Insecta, Coleoptera, Chrysomelidae. The record is from the annotation of a GenBank genome assembly.
GACACUCUACCUUGACAGGAAAGCUUGAAGAAAAAAUAUCAACUCAUCGUUUCCAAUUUUCAAAGGUACACGAGAAAAAGCAGACAAAGCUGAAAGCAUGUCUAAAGUUAACGAAGUAGCUGCCUUGUAUAAGCAGUUGAAAUCAGAAUGGAACACGACCAAUCCAAAUUUAAGCAAAUGUGAAAAGCUCCUAUCAGAUUUGAAGAUUGAAUUAACUCAUUUGAUAUUCCUUCCAACUUCAAAUGCCAGUGCAUCUAAACAAGAACUUCUACUUGCAAGAGAUGUCCUAGAAAUUGGGGUACAAUGGAGUAUAGCAGCCAAUGACAUACCUUCCUUUGAAAGAUACAUGGCUCAACUCAAGUGCUAUUAUUUUGACUAUAACACUCAACUUCCAGAAUCCUCAUUCAAAUACCAAUUGCUUGGUUUGAACUUACUGUUUCUACUGUCACAAAACAGAGUUGCUGAGUUUCACACAGAGUUGGAACUACUACCUGCUGAUCAUAUUCAAGAUGAGGUUUAUAUCAGGCAACCUCUCUCUAUUGAACAGUACCUUAUGGAGGGUAGUUACAAUAAGAUAUUCUUGGCAAAAGGCAAUGUUCCAGCAAAAAGUUAUAAUUUUUUCAUGGAUAUUCUGCUGGAUACCAUAAGAGGGGAAAUAGCAGACUGUCUGGAGAAGGCUUAUGAGAAAAUUUCCGUGAAAGAUGUGGCAAGAAUGUUAUAUUUGCCUAGUGAAGAAUCUGCUAAAGCAUUUACAACAAAGAAUAAACAGUGGAAAUUGGGUAAAGACAAUUUCUUCCAUUUCACCCCAGAAGAGAAGAAAACCCAUGAGCCUAUACCCUCCAGAGAAUUGGCCCAACAAGCUAUUGAAUAUGCCAAAGAAUUGGAAAUGAUUGUAUAAGGAGGCAUUAUUCUCCUUGAAAUAAAUUAGGUAUAUUUUUCUUAUGUGUAUUUGCAUUGAUAUUUUAUUUU